GGGGGGGCUGAUCGAAGAUUGACGCGCGAAACGUGAAAAUCCAUGAAACGAACACGAUGAUAUUCGAGGUAUCGCGUUGUCGAUGUAGGAUCGCGUUCUGGGGAGGAUGAGAAGGAGCGGCCGAGCCGAGUCGAGAUUCUAAGAAUCGAAGAUAGUGAAUAUCGAUGUACCGCGGAUGGACGACGUGGGUGAUGAACCGUGUGUAGUGAACGAAUCUAUUAAAGUAAGUUUCCUUAUUACACAGUAUACAUAUAGGAAUAACGCACGCGGGUGUCGAGAAGGUGCUUCCGCAAUGUAAAUAACGACGCUGAGCGAACGUACGUAUCUUUCGUUGACUCGUCGGAUUAGUGUGACUCAUCGAGAAAAUUUCAGAAGGAUCGUGCCUGCCUCCCUUUUCGAUCGGUAAGACUUCUAACGAAAGACCUUUUUACGUUGCAGCGAAAAAGGAGCCGAAUGGCAAUCGCGAAAAAUAUCUGUUCAUGCGAGAAAACGAGAAAGAGAGAGAAAUAGAGAGAGAGAGAGAGAGAGAGAGAGAGGGAGGGAGAGGGAGUAAAGUUUAAAACAAAAUGAAAACACAAUAGACGAUGCGAUAGAACGAAACGACUUGUAGCGAAGUUGGGGGAGAAACGAGCUAGUAUCGGUCGCGAACGAUUGGAUUUUUAUCGCGUUGACGGCUGAAAGAGAAAUUGGAAAUCGGCCGCGAUAGGACGGGGGAGGGCGACAGCCGCGCGGCGUAUUCGCGAGGACGUGAACGCGUUCGAGAAGAAUAAGAAACGCACGCGACGUCGCUGUGAUGAAAUGGAAAAAUUUCGACGGGAACUUCAGCCGCGACCGAGCCAUAAAUUACGUUGUUUAACGAACACCGGUAGCAAGAGCUGCGCAAAGCCGUCGUCGGUUUACGUUAUCUUGAUAUUUGCAUAAAAUUAUUGCAGUCGAUCGUCGCGAAAACAAGCUGUUUGCAGAUUGUCGUCUGUCUAUAGAAAUCUGCGCGAGGCGACAACGGGAACGAAGUUGAGGAAGAAUAGGGAACGCGGAGAUAAGCAACUGCGGUUGACAGACGGGGAAUAAAAAGGCGCGCAAAACGAGAAACAGGCGGUUCGCGUUGUCGGAUUGCGUAACCGAACGGGACCGAACGAAACCGUGAGAGAUAAAAAUCUGAUUCGUGCGCAAACGGCUGAAAGUAAAUUAAGAAAGAAAAGGAAAAAGGAAAAAAAAAAAAACGAAACGAAAGAGGAAGACGGAGAAAGAAAAAAAAAAAAGAAAGAAAAAGAGAAGAUCGGCGACGAAAGGCGACGAGAAGCGUGAAAAAAAAGGCGAAAAGCCAAAGGGGAGGAAACGAAGAACGAUAAACGCGCGUUGGCCCGAAUAAGAGGAAGUAAGCACAAGCGGGUACGAGACGGCGUGCGAAGCGGGAUGACGUUGUUUGCGACGUCACUCGCAAUUGCAGCGAGCUCGAGGAUGCGACCGCGUGCGUCACGUGGAGCUGAAUCCGGGUUUUAAACGGGUGAUGAAGAAUCGGCGAGCAGGUACCAUCGACGGCUACGAUAACACGAUUUUUGUUGAGAAAUGGCAGAAACAGGCAGCUAGCCUGUUUGCGGCGGAUGUCGUGACGAUUUCAAUUGACGGCCGGACGACGCGACGUUCAUUUCACACGAGGACAAAGUCUCGCGCGUUCGAUCGGGCCGCACGUUUUCUUUUAUUGGGACGACAGGAACGAAUGCGCGCGUUGAAAUAAACUCGAAACGAGAAUAAACGAGAGGAAACGGCGCGACGAAACGAGACGAGGUGAGACGAGACGAGACGAGACGAGACGAGACGAGAACAAGGACGGGGGAACGGGUCGCCGAACGAUUCGCAUCUCUCGUUUCUGCAACCUUUCCAGCCCGACCGUCCGUCGCGUGGACGGACAAAUUGCCGAGACGUUCUCGUUAGUUUCCAGCGUUUCCUCGCGGUUUGCCGCGCGUUUAGAGCGAAUCACGACGCGUCGCGAGUCGCAACGACGCGCACACGUUCGUUCACCGACCAAGGGAACGAGGCUCGCAUUCCGUUCUCGUUGCGAAAUCGUCGCCGCGUGCCGUGUUACCCCGUCAAACUCGUACUCUUCCUCUUUCCUUUCUUUCUUUCUUUAAUUGCCGCAAAUUUUUAUCGCCACUCGAAGAUAAGCCAACGUCGAAUCGAUGUUGUGCGACAGGUGGGAGGAGAUCGAGCAAAGUACAAGUACCGCAGUGAAGACGAAAGGAGAAGACGCGGAGACAAGGACAGAGACGAGGAGGAAGGGAUCGGCGACGGAUGAGCAGCAGCCAGCGGUGAGGCGGAGGGACGCCGUCGAAGACGACGAUGUUCGGGAGGAUCGGAAGAGAGGAGGUGUUCACCGGCAAUGGCUGAUCGCGGCUGGCGCUAUGCUCGCGACGUAUAAGAACGCGCGAAGACGUGCGUUCGCCGCGCUUUACGCGAUCCCGAAUUCGAAGCAGCAGAAGCGUUUCGUAGCGCCGCUCGUUACCUCGGUAGCGGGACACAGAGAGAGAAAGAGAGUCGACCGUAGAUGGUAGAUUCAAACGGAGGACAAUCGCGACGACACUCAUCCGCGAAUCGGUACCGAUCGUUGCUGACCGCGUGUUUCUCGCGCACAGAAGAGAUUGCGUAGUUUCGUAGGUCGUGCGGUUUGCGAUGCGCGACGCGAAGCGACGCUGGAUCGUGGUCGUGAUCGCGGUCGUGAUCGUGGUUGUCGAAUGAUCGCGAGAGAAGCGAGGCUGGUGAAGCAGCAACAGGGACGAAAACGUUUCGGUGAAGCGCGAUUCCGCGAGGAGAGGAUAACACCAGGAGGUGGUGGUCGCCCCCGCUGGUGCAUGCCCUCGAAAACGCGUAGCGGCGGUCAUGCCGCGUGACUCGAGCCAGCAUCAUCAUCAUCGUCGUCGUCGUCGCCGUCGCCGUCGUCUUCGCGUGACCGUCGAAUCGCCGAGGAUCAUCGACGUAACGAAGGUGUCGUCGUCGUGGUGGUCGUUGCUGCUCGUGAAACGCGCUGGUGAAACGACAGCGUCGGAAACAUGAGCUCGAUCGACUUCGACGAGGUGUUGGUGCACGUGGGCGAGAAGGGCAAAUAUCAGAACAUCAUGUACUAUCUCCUCUGCAUAUCGGCCACUCUUCCCGCGGCUUUCCUCGCGUUUUCCCAAGUGUUCGUGAGCGCGUCACCGGAGCAUUGGUGCAGGAUUCCGGAAUUGGACAAUCUGACUGAUCUGAUGACGUUGGAGGAGAGGAAGGCGCUCUCGUUGCCCUACGUCGAGAAGUCGGAUGGCAAGGUGAAGAAGUACUCCAAGUGCAAGAUGUACGACGUGAACUACACGGCGAUCGUGGAGUCGUGGCUGGAGAACGCUGUCCUCGAGAACGCGACGGAGGAAGAUGGCGAGGCGAAGCGGACGAGAUCGAGGAGCGGAUUGCCACCGCCGCCGGUCGGUAACCCGGACUGGCCUGUGACCAAGUGUCGACACGGAUGGAUCUACGACAACCGAGACUACGACAGUACCCUGGUCACCGAGCUAGACUUGGUAUGCGACAACAGCUGGUGGCCUUCCACAUCUACGACCUUCUUCUACGUCGGCAGCCUGUUUGGGAACGUGGUGUUCGGCUGGAUCGCGGACAAAUGGGGCAGGAGGACGGCGUUCUUCGCCAUACUCUUCCUCGAGGUGAUAUUCUCCAUCGCCACCAGCUUCAGCCCCAACUACGUCAUCUAUACGGCGCUGAGGACCGUGAACGGCCUCUCCUUUCCAGCCAUUUAUCAGAUCCCCUUCAUACUAGCUCUGGAGUUAAUGGGCCCGAGGUACAGAACGUUCGCCGGAAUGGUUAUUUGCAUGUUCUUCGCGUCGGCGAUGUCUCUUCUAGCCGUGCUGGGUUACUUGCUCAGGCAUUGGUUCACCCUUUCGUUGGCCACCUCGGUUCCAUUCGUUCUUCUCUUCAGUUACUACUGGAUCAUUCCCGAGUCGCCGCGAUGGCUGCUCAGUAAGAACAGGAUAGACGAGGCGGAGGUGAUCGUUCAACGAAUGGCUAAGAUCAACGGUAGAACGGUGCCGAAUAACUUUCUGCGCAAAAUGGAGGUGGAGAUACUGCGGAGGCAGGGUGUGUCGUGCAACGGGACGAACUCGGGCGAGAACCCGGAGUCGAACGAGGCCGAGGACCGAUCGCCACCACCGGCGGCCACGCCGAUGGACCUGAUCAGGAACCCGAACAUCAGGAAGAAGUUCUUCAUCUUGGCGUUCGACUGGGUGGCGAACGCGGUCGUCUACAACGGGCUGUCGUACAACGCGACGAAUCUCGGUGUCUCCGAUUACCUAGCCUUCUUCAUUGGCGGACUGGUGGAGAUACCCUCGUACGUGAUAACGUGGUACGCGAUGGAUCGGCUGGGUAGAAGAUGGGUGCUCUGCCUGACGAUGCUACUCGGUGGUGUCGCUUGCGUCUCUUGCAUGUUCGUUCCCGAAGACGCCGUAUGGGUGACAGUGUCACUGGCGAUGAUCGGCAAGUUCGGCAUCGCCGCGUCGUUCGCAGUUUUCUACGUGUUCGUCGGCGAGCUGUUGCCAACGGUGUUGAGAUCGCAGGCAAUGGGCAUCGCCUCGUUCAUCGCUGGUAUCGGGUUGCUCGCAUUCCCGUACAUCGUUCAUCUGGCGGUGUACUCGAGGGUCCUGCCGCUGAUCAUAAUGGGCACACUGAGCGUCGCUGGUGCCCUCACGUCCAUCUUCUUGCCGGAGACUCUCAACAUUCACUUGCCGCAAACGAUCGAGGAGGGAGAGCUGUUCGGGGCCGACUUCAAGCUCUGGUCCUGUCCAACGUUGCCAAGGUCGGUGUCCUCGUCGCCAUCUUCGUCUUCACCACCAUCCUCCUCGCCAUCGUUGUCCUCGCAGUCGUUGUUUCCGCGCGAGAACGACGACGACGCGUUUAUCAAGAAGGAGAGCGUGGACAAGUCGGAGUCGGUGCCAUUGAGAUUCCUGGUGAACGGUCGGCCGGGAAAUCGUUCGUUGCAAGAGGAACCGGCAGCAACGGGAGCAGCAACGACGCCAGAGGCCAAGCUAGACACCGAGAAUUCGGUCCUGUCCGUGGAGCGCGCGAGCACAACCGGACAGGAGAGCGAGGAGGAACUCGCGCGUCCCAUCGAUAAACGCGUCGACGAUCCAUUAGUCGCCGUUGUCAUCGUGGAACAAAGACGAACGCAGUGAAUGGUAGAUACGAUCGACGUUCGCUAUCUACGACAGAUCGAUGGACGGACACACACACACGUGCGUGCGUCUCUGUCGGUACUUCAAGUGCUAUUUAUUCCGUUUUGCGGUAAAUCGUGCGAAACGCAAUU
This is a messenger RNA of Frieseomelitta varia, 5332 nucleotides long. RefSeq names its product organic cation transporter 1-like. Gene Ontology annotation, molecular function: transmembrane transporter activity. Lineage: Eukaryota; Metazoa; Arthropoda; Insecta; Hymenoptera; Apidae. Gene Ontology annotation, biological process: transmembrane transport. The transcript is spliced from 9 exons. The coding region runs from base 3045 to 5201 and encodes 718 amino acids. The record is from RefSeq and is a predicted model, not a curated record. Gene Ontology annotation, cellular component: membrane.